This is a messenger RNA of Etheostoma cragini (Arkansas darter), 6048 nucleotides long. Its product is annotated as trinucleotide repeat-containing gene 6C protein-like. The transcript has 3 exons. Gene Ontology annotation, cellular component: P-body; nucleoplasm. Gene Ontology annotation, biological process: positive regulation of nuclear-transcribed mRNA poly(A) tail shortening; miRNA-mediated post-transcriptional gene silencing. NCBI's taxonomy places the organism in Eukaryota, Metazoa, Chordata, Actinopteri, Perciformes, Percidae. Bases 76 to 717 code for a protein of 213 amino acids. Gene Ontology annotation, molecular function: RNA binding. The record is from RefSeq and is a predicted model, not a curated record.
AGAUGUCAACUGACACUGGGUGGAAAUCGACACCACCCAUUCAGGUUAGGUAACUGACUUUGGUUUCAGAUAAGCAUGUUAAGCAUAAGCAUCUUUGUGUCUCUCUCUUUAUACACAGCAGGAACCACGUGGAGUACAGACAGCUCCACCAGGACCAGUAGCUGGCUGGUUCUGAGGAACCUCACUCCACAGAUUGACGGUUCUACUCUGCGUACACUGUGCAUGCAACAUGGCCCCCUCAUCACAUUCCACCUCAACCUGACGCAGGGCAACGCUGUGGUGCGCUACAGCUCCAAGGAUGAAGCUGCCAAGGCUCAGAAGUCCCUGCACAUGUGCGUGCUCGGGAACACCACUAUCCUAGCAGAGUUUGCUGGGGAAGAGGAAGUGAACCGUUUCUUUGCACAGAGCCAGUCACUUGGCGGAACAACCAGCUGGCAGGCCACUCCAGGCACCAAUCAGACAAGGAUGGGUGGGUCGGGGUCCGGAGCCUCCCAUCCCAUCGGUCACUCACCACACUGGAACAACAACAACAACGGCAGCAGCAGCAGUAGUGGUGGCCUAGGAACAAAGACCGGCGGGGAGUUGCUGUGGGGUGGUGUGCAACAGUAUUCCAGCCUGUGGGGACCCCCAAGUGGAGAGGAGGGACGCGUCAUGGGGAGUCCCACCCAAAUCCAUACGCUGCUGCCUGGGGACCUGCUGAGUGGGGAGUCCAUGUAGGACGGAAGACCCCAGGCUUGACAAACACCAAUAGGAGCAAAAAUCAUUGUGGAGAUAAUCAGUGUGGCUGUAACGGGGACAAGUGGAGACGAGAAGAGGGCGAGGAUACAUCCUCGCUGCUCACCUUCGCCAACCUCCUCUACUCCUUUUUAGUUUUUUGAAGACAUUUCAGUUGCAGUUCUUUUGUGAAUCUCAGUGAGAGAUUUUGGUCACAGUGUUCAACUUUUGCUUUUGGAGACUCAGAAGUCUUUCAUUCAAGGAAAAAGAACUUUUCACAGAAAUGAACUUUUGGGAACGUGCCGUGUGAAACAUGUAGUUUAGUUCAAACUGACACGAUGAGCUGCCAUCUUUAAACUUGCUUAAUCCCUCUCUGCCUUUUCAGGCAAUCAUACUGCACCUCAGAGAUCUAUGAAAAGGCAUCAUUCCCAAAGUAAAACCCUUCAAUCAGAGUGGGUGUCAAACUUUCAGCUGGUCCAGACUCAACAUUUGAUUCUCUCAGCACUAAUAUUAGCCUUAAACUCUUUCCUGCCCUGCUAUCCUCACUCACUAUGUACUUGGUGAAGAAGCAUACGGACACUUGCACACCCUUAUUUCUGAGCCAGUAAAACCUGGGUGGAGAGUACGUGCUGCGGCUCUAUGUAAGCAACCACAGCUCACAACUUCAGUGCAUUUUUGCAAGCAGGUUGAGUUCCCCACACAAUGCUCAAAGGGAAUGAUGCAACUCUAUUCGCCGUGUUCAAGCCAUUUAUUUUUGUAGUGUUUUUUUUGUGUUGUUUUUUGUUCUUUAACCAUUGCAAACAAAGCUAGGAAAUGAUAUUAUUCAAAUGUGUAUGUCAAUCUUACCUGGUGGGGGGAAAGAUUUGGGGGUCGUCACAUGUACAGUUAUGGACGUGAUAGACGACAAAAUGAACCACUGCUAUUAUUGAGGAGCUGUACAGACUUAAAUCCACCUCAACUCAUCUGCGGGCAACUCGCAGUUUGAUCUCGGACACUCUCACUGUUGUUGUGGAAAACCUCAAGUCGUAAAUGUUUCCCACUGGUCUGUGUUUCCACCAUUUCAAGUGACGUGCAAUAUAAGCCACAGACUCUACCGUCCAAGGACCCUACUAUGAUCUCUCACAGGAAGAGAGGAGACUGUAAGGAAUGAGUGAGCUGCAAAAACGCUAUCUACCCCACAUCCCCUGCCCCCCAACCCUAAAACUGCCACUACUACCUUUCAUCUCCCGCCCAAGAGUGUGUUUUGCUCAGGAGAGGAGCAAGCUGGUCUUCAACCACCUUCUGUCCAAGAUACAAGGACGUACCCACAAAGCACUUGUUCAGCCAGCCUACUCUCCACACUUAUGCCAGUGACUAGUUUUGAGGGAGAGGGAGGGACAGGUGUGUGUGUGUGUGUGUGUGUUUCUGUGUGUGUGUUUCUGUGUAUGUGUUUCUGUGUAUGUGUGUGCUUGGGGAGAAGGCAUCAAACCAAAAUGAGGAGCCUGUUUUCCUUUUUCCCCAGAUGACCUUUUUUUUUCUUCUUUUUGCCCAAAUUUGCGUUGGUAGAAAGGUUUGAAGGAAAGAUUUUUUGAAUAGGUGGUCUAUCAUAGCACUUAGCAGGAGCGUCGCAGCUCGUUAUACCCUUAAUGCCAACGACUAGAACAAAAGUGAAGCAACACUGGCAAAUAAAAACUUAAAAAACAAAGACUAAAAAGCAAUCUGCUUAGUGGCUUCUCUAUUUACUUAUUUUUUUAACUUGAAGAUUUUAGUUUUUUCUUUCAGUCCUUCUUCCUUCAAGUCGGUGGGACCAGGAAGGAUGUCAAACAUGGUAGCAAAGUGAAGGGAAAUACAAAGAAAGAACUAACUCAACUGAUGAUGGGUGCGGCACCUUAAAGCACUCACCAUCUUUAACAAAGUAAAUAUCACUGUUACAUUGCAUACUUUGAAAUCUUUAGCCUUGGUCUCUGGAAACACUCAACGUGUUUAUGUUCUUCUGGAUCGAGUAGACAGGAUCGCCAUCUUCUUUGUCCUUUUUUGUCUUCUUUCUAUUGGAGGUCCUGCCAACCUGUGUGAUGAUGUGGCCACCGAGUGCCUGCCUGCUGCAGAAUGCUCUGCAGCAGCCCUCACCCCACCCUCCCCUCCGCUCGCUGCCUCCCUGCGGAUCCCUACAGACUGGCUUCCCUCCUCUUCCACCCCUGGCCCCCAGGCCAAGAGCAGCUCUUUCAGAACUGGCCCCCCUGUAUUAAAUUUACUACUACUGCUGCGCCAGAAUCUGUCCUCAUCAACCUCCAACUCUUUCUCUCCUGCAAGGAUCACUUUAGCCAGAGAUGGGGGCGUUUGAGAGAUAUAUAUAUAUAUAUAUAUAUAUUUUUUUUUUCUGCCCUUGGUUUCACUUUUGGAAUUGCCAGUGUGCAUUUUUAUUUGAUUGUUGUCAUGAAGUUUGCUGAUAUUGUUGCUGUUAUCAUUGAUGAUAUAGAUAAUCAUUGUUUUUGAAGAUGAUUCCAUGGCUUUUUCAUUAUUGGUCUUUAUGCAGUGUUUAGCUUCUCUCCUGCCCCUCCCACUGCCUCUGAGGCACAAGCAGUGUGUAGUGUAGAGGUACGCCUCAGCUGGCAGCAAGGCCAUACGAAACACUGCAGAUGUCAGUAGAAGAGCCUGGGGGGGGGGGGGGUUCUUCUUGUUGCUUGCUUCUUGGAGUCUGACAGAAGAGUCAAAUCAAGUGGAAAAGGUUGUGUAGUCAAAGGUUCUCCAGGAUAGUGAGCCAACUUCCUCUGUCCAUCCUGGAGCACCUCCACUCUAUGUUGUCUCAUAACACACACAUCCUUUAGUGUUGAUGGGCCUCACUCACACUGGUGCUUUAUGUUUAACUCUGGGAGCACUCAGUUACACUUAGAACCACCUCAACUGAUAACAGCCUUCCAUUUCUAUGCAAAGACAAGGAUGUGUUCGUUCACAGCCAUCUAGAAAAUCACAGCCAUUCCCUCACCCACAUCUGCCAAUCUUCACUUUUUUCUCAACCUUUACUACCAGGCAGCUUCCCUUGAAAAAACCCUGGAUAAAUUGUAAGGGACACUGAAAGAGCCUCUUCAACGGUUUAGUCUCCCACUGUGUGGACAGAGCUACUAGAAAACACUAAAUGACCUGCUGGAGGCACUAGUGGUUGGCAAACAGUAACUUCUUCAGGCUUGUGCCAACUGAACACGUUAGUGUGAUGAUACUUAGGUUUUUAUUUUUUUUUAUUGCUACAGGUGCGUACACCACAACCUCCAGUUGUAGGAGGCUUGAGGAGUAGAAGGGCAGGACAGAUGAAGGGUGCUGGUCUUUCACCAACAGUGGACUGUAAAUUUAGUGGAGAACCUGGCUGUGGAAAUGGGGGGUGGGAGUUGUUGGUGUUUAUGGGUCACAUCGGGUACAUCUCUUUUAAACCAAAAACAUAUUUUUCUUUAUCAUCAAGUUUUUUUUGUGCAAAAACUAGAAACUACAACAAAAAAAGUCUGUUUAGCUGUGCACUCCAAGGCUGAGAUGCCUGUCUUCUGUUUCUCUUCAACUGCCGCCUUCUCACCCCGUCUGGGCUCGCUCUCCGGGUCACAUGUGGGGAAGCUGUAUCCAGGUGGUUCAUUUUGGACCUCCAACAUAAGGCCACGCCAGCAUAAAUACAACAGUUAAUUUCUGCUUAUCUGGCUUUGAGGUCAGGGUCCAAGCAGUUCCCCGACUUUAUCUGCAGUAAAUAGAGACGCACCUCAAGUUUGGUACAAAGUCUUAAAACGUAAGGGAUUUGCCCUCUUCCAGAGUCGCUUUAGACUCACAUCAUUCAACAAAACAAUCACUAUUGCCUGUGUUGUCUGUUUGUGUGUUUGUUCCUGAAAACCUGCAUUUACUCCACACUGGACUUUAAUCCAGCAACUGGCGUUAGAAGUGGGGAGUCGAAAAGAGUGGGAGGAUGGGUUACUGGGACGGAGGUCGAGUCUCAGAUGUGCCCUGGAUCUUUUUUUUUUUUUGCCGCAGCACCAGCACUGAGAGCCCCGCCCCCUCCCAAACCCCUCGUCUGCACUCUUAGCUACCUGUCUAGUGUUGGAAAUCAGACGCUCUCCCUUUUUCAAAGGCAACUGGAGCUCGAGCAAAAUAUGCUUCUCAAUCAUGGAUCAGACAAGGGUCUGGGGCAGGGGCCCCAAAAAGAGUUGGGUUGAAUAUGCACAUGCUAGUUCAUAUACAGUAUACAACCAAUAGUACAUAAUGGUUGUAUGUGUGUUUAUGGCUAGAUCUCUCUGUUUUCCAGCCUAAGCCCCCUCUAACCCCACCCUGGCUUUGGCCCUGUGUAUCCUCAACAUAUUUCCCAGAAGGCAAGAUCAUAAACAUAUCAGAGUAAUACAAAAUAAUGAAAACAAAUACUUGAAUCAAAAGAAGCGCCAAUAAUGUAAUGUGAACACUUUUUGUAGUGGUUUUUUGUCUCAUUCAUACACUUCAGAGAUUUUUGAUAGCAUCGGUUCAGAGUGAAUUAAAUUUGAAAUACGAGUGUUGUUGAAAACAAAGAUUGAUAUAAAGGUAAAUUUACAUCUGUUGUAUUUGAGUGUUUGCACAAGGCUGCUUGUACUGUAUGUUGUGUGAAUGAAUGUUUAGUGUGUAAGGUGAACAUAUGAACGAGAGCUCGUGAUUACAGCGGGGAAAAAUCCGCCUUGUUUCUUUUAAAUUUAGUAUACUUUUGUUUAUCUGUUUUUCUGUUUUGCUUGUCAAAAAUAUAUUCUGAUGUUAAUUGUUACUAGCCUCUAGCGUUGCACUGAGUGUCGGCCUCCCCCCUCAUCCAGCUAAAAAAACAACAUGAUACAAGUACUGAGGGGAGACGGGGACAGUUCAUGUGUAAAUGUUUACUCAAGGACUAAAAUAAGUGUGUUUUUAAAAUGUAAUGUUUAUCUACCUUAGUGGCUUCUAUUGUGGAAUAAUCCAAGAAAGUAUGGAUCAUAAUUGAGUAUUGCACCAUUUUUUCGGACUAUAAACCUGUGGGGGAAAGAAAACUGAAGAAAAAAAAAAUCACAUAUGUAUAAAACAAAUGCCGCAAAAAAAGUAUUUUGCAGACCUGUGGCCAUAGAUUGGGCUAGAAGGACUUCAGUUCUCCAAAAUUUGAGCAACGGAGAGAGUGAAGGACGAGACUUCAGACUGAGCCUUGGCUUCUACGGCUCACUUCAGAGGUGCCUACCUUUUUGGUUUGUUAGCUUUCGUUCUGUUUUCACUUAUGUUCCAUUCACUCAUGUUAUCAUUUGUUUUCCUGCAAGGCCACUGAUGGUUUACAAACACUUAGUUUUUUUUCUGGAGUUCAAAACUAAAUCAGCAACGCAAAGGAAUCAAACUUUGGGAAUGUUGGGG